AUGGUCUCGGUGCUUGCCCAGUCCACCUCUCUCUCUGUGCGACUCUGGACCUCGCUCGGUGGAUUCGCAAUCGACGGCAUGCGAGUAACGACGUUGACCGGCCUAGAACUCAGCAGAGCGGUCCUGGAAGGAAUCAUGGUCAGGGCUGGGCGCGAUGUGGUCCUCCGGAGCAGCGGAGAACAUGGAAAAGCAGAAGCCGAGUCUAUUCUCGAACGGAGUCUGGCCACUAUACACACGGUCAUCACUUCGACGUCGCUGUUCGCAGCCGCUUCAUUCCACUUCUAUUCCACGACAAUCAACUCCGCAGGUCAUAUGUCGCAGGAGGUUUUAUCGACCCUCGACGCGAUCCUCGGAUCGACUGAAUCUUCGCGCGCGAUCGCGGCGAUCAUCACGCUUAUCCGCAGAGAAUUUAGGGGCCCUCGUGUCGAAGCCGGGACCGAUCAGAUAGGCGUCGGCGAUCUUUUAAUUGGCACUGUCGGCUUUGCCAUGCUGCAGCGAUGGGGCCGAAGAGCGACAGAACGUCAUCUCCGCGCCGAUGGUGGUGAUGAGGUUGUCUGGGAUGUUGUCAUCCUCGAUAGUGGCGUCAGGGCCGAUGUUGUCGGAACGCAUGAGAUAAGUUCCGCGAGAAGUCCGGACGACAUCAGCGAUGAUACGAAGCGAUCCUCUUUCAUAUCGCCGGGGAAUGACGACGACACCUUCGAUGCGGUACAACGGCCAAAAAGCUCAGACGGCGUCGUGGGACAAGCUUCGUUGUCGCUUUCUCCCAGCAACCAAAAUCAGAUGUCAGAUGAAGACAUGAGGUCGUACAUCUUGAGUCAAAUCCCCAAAGGGUGCCGCGCGUCGAUAAAGACGGAUAUAGUCACGACACGGACCAUCACUGUCGAUAUCUACGACGAUGACACUGCAGAAAUUGCCGCGCCGCCUGGGACGAUGAUGAUCGAGGAACGAUUCCAUAAUGAUCCACACAGUGACAGUAAUGCUCUCGGGCCCUCUCAACAACUCCCAAAACAUACUGUGGUUUUCCGGACCGCCCUGAACAGGUCACAAAGCGCAGAUGUCAGAUCACCUCAGCGGCUUGACCGCACGGGGAUCCAAGAGAUCGAGUCAGAACAAGACGGCUCGAGCUCAAGCCGUCUUCAUGGCGUGGCUUUUCCUGGUUCACCUCCUGAUGUCCCUCCGAAAAACGACGAUACGGGCAAUACAAUGGCCGCCAAACAGGUGCAACGGGAGAACAAGAAACUAAGAACGGCCGAUGAACAUCUCGGCCCUGGAGAGAAACGAACCAGCGAGCCUAACGCUCCCAAACCACACCGCGCCAGCGCUAGCCAGUCGUCUUUGAGUGAACCAGAGUCUGCUCCUAAGAACUCGUUCGGAAAAGCUUCAUUAACCCGAUUUGCUCAGAGAGUAAAGCCGGCCGGCAAUGAGAAGAACGAGCAUGGUAAACGGCCCUCGCUUAAAUCAGCAUUCGAAAGGCCAAGCGCGUCAUCGACCGAUACCUCACAACGCAGCAAGGUAUCUAGAACGCUCGCUCCCGAACGGAAGCCACCAUAUCGUAACUAUACCGCGGAAGGCAGUCGGAAGAGUACCACCGCUUCCAAACCAGGCCCUUCGUCGGUAGCGAACAGUGGUUUGCCGAGGUCACCGAUGCAGAACUCGCGACUAGGAUCGUCCUCCCCAACUGCUCGUCGUUCUAACCCGCGUGAUACCCGGUCAGGCAGAACCUCAAGACCUGAUUAUUACUCUGUCCAAGAGAAGACGCAAGAGUCCUUCGUGUCACAAACUGAUGCUUAUUCUUUGCGACCAGUAGAUAACCGGCCCGGUUCAUCCGCUGGAAUGAGAGCACAUGUGCGCAGUAGCAGUUCCAUGUCACUCACGCGAUCUGAACAAGAUAUGACCGUGUCCGUCGGUGAGGGCCAGCCCAGUUCGUCCACUCUUCACCACCGGAGGUCAAAGUCAUACACGCCCAGUGUGUACUCAUUGGCAACGGCGGACUCGGAAACGUCGCUUGUACUGGCCCACCGCGCUCGAAAGAGCGCGUACGACGACAUGUCCACUAUGCAAUCGCUCAAUAGGGAUGGUCUGAUCCCUGGAAUGUUUCCACAGAAGCACUUUGUGCAUAACAUCAGACGAUUUUGCCGCUUCUCUUCAGCGUCGUACGGGUCGAAUGCUCUCAAAGUCAUGGGUGUACCGCAGUCAGCUAAAGCACUUCCUUCUCAGGAGUCCGACAGCUGGGAACACAGCUUCUUCUCCGACCAUACAGGACUACCAGCAUCAACAAUCCUCCUGUCAUCUUUUGUCGACCCAGCUGGGGGUUCGAAUGCGGCUGGGGAAACAGGGACAGGCUUCCCUUUGGUUCAUUACCUUUUCCUAGACCAUGAUUCGAAGGCUGUGGUACUGACGUUGCGGGGUACAUGGGGAUUUGAAGAUGUUCUCACGGAUAUGACAUGUGAUUAUGAUGAUCUUGAAUGGCAGGGGAAAAACUGGAAAGUCCACAAGGGCAUGCAUGCAUCUGCAAAGCGGCUCCUGAUGGGGGGAGGCGGAAGGGUGAUGAUUACACUGAAAGCCGCCUUGGAAGAAUUCCCCGACUAUGGUGUGAUUCUCUGUGGCCAUUCAUUGGGCGGCGGAGUCGCUGCGAUUCUGGCGACUAUGCUCUCAGAGCCCAGCAGCGACGGCCCAGGCAUGCCAUUCACCACCUCUUCGCAUCAAGCCACCGCACGACGUAUGAUCCUCAGUGGGAACAGCGGCCCUGAAACACAACCGAACAACAUGUAUUUCCUUCCUCCCGGGCGUCCUAUUCACGUCUAUGCGUACGGCCCGCCUGCAGCAAUGUCCCCUUUCUUACGCCGUGCAACACGGGGAUUGGUCACGACAAUUGUCAAUGGCCAAGACGCCGUACCGAGUCUUUCUCUGGGAAUACUGCACGACAUGCACACCGUUUCGCUUGCUUUCAAGAGUGACAUAUCCCGCGCCCAAACGAAUGUACGACGUCGUGUCUGGGAAAGCCUCAGACAAAGCAUUCUCCACAAGUUCUACGUCAACGAACCCCCUAUCCUUCUCCAUGCUGGAAAUGGAAUCGGAGAGGACGCUUGGGCGUGGGAGACUCUGAAGAUGCUGCGGGAGGAGAUGCUCGCGCCCAAGCUGAUGCCGCCUGGUGAGGUAUUCGUUGUCGAGACAAUGCGUGUGUUGCAACGAAAUGCGUUCACGUCGGAUAGCGGCGAUGACGGCUAUCCCCGGCUGGGUCGACCAGCAACAAGAGUGCAGCUGAAAUUCGUCCAUAAUGUUGAGGCUGUAUUUGGAGAGCUGCGAUUCGGCUCGGGGAUGUUUAGCGAUCAUAAUCCGGCCAGUUACGAGGCCAGUAUUUCGGCCCUGGCGCGUGGCAUUCUGGAUGAUUAA
This is a messenger RNA of Aspergillus terreus NIH2624, 3393 nucleotides long. RefSeq lists its product as uncharacterized. The transcript has 2 exons. The record is from RefSeq and is a predicted model, not a curated record. Gene Ontology annotation, biological process: lipid metabolic process. Bases 1 to 3393 code for a protein of 1130 amino acids. NCBI's taxonomy places the organism in Eukaryota, Fungi, Ascomycota, Eurotiomycetes, Eurotiales, Aspergillaceae.